Messenger RNA from Spinacia oleracea (spinach), 654 nucleotides. RefSeq lists its product as uncharacterized. NCBI's taxonomy places the organism in Eukaryota, Viridiplantae, Streptophyta, Magnoliopsida, Caryophyllales, Amaranthaceae. The coding region runs from base 1 to 654 and encodes 217 amino acids. The transcript is spliced from 3 exons. The record is from RefSeq and is a predicted model, not a curated record.
AUGUCUGAUUUGGGGCCUCUGAAUUACUUUUUGGGAAUUUUUGUCUCCUGUACACCUUCUUAUAUGCUUCUCUCUCUGCAAAAGUAUGCACAUGAAAUUUUGGAACGUGCAGGCAUGAGGACUUGUAAGCAUGUUGCCACUCCUGUUGACACUAAUGCAAAGCUUAGUGCAGUUUCAGGUCCUCCUAUGGCGGACCCAACUCAGUACCGCAGUCUGACAGGUGCUCUGCAGUACCUUAUAUUUACUCGCCCUGACAUUGCCUAUGCGGUGCAACAUGUGUGUCUUUUUAUGCAUGAUCCACGGGAGCCUCAUUUAUAUGCAUUAAAGCACAUCCUAUGUUAUAUUCAAGGCACCAUUGAUCACGAAUUACACUUAUAUCCUACAUCUACUUUGCGAUUGAUUACUUAUACUGAUGUAGAUUGGGGUGACAAUCUUAUUUCUUGGUCUUCUAAGCGUCAGCCUACUCUUUCUGGAUCAAGUGCAGAGGCAGAAUAUAGAGGCGUCACAAACGUCAUUAGAGAGCAACCGCGUCCAACAUCAGCGCACCAAACAUGUGGAUAUGGACAUCCAUUUUGUUCGCGAGAAAGUGGUGUUGGGUCAGGUAUGGAUGUUGCACGUUCUUUCGCGGUAUUAGUUUGCAAAUAUUUUCACUAA